Molecule: messenger RNA, 2505 nt
Organism: Ramularia collo-cygni
Lineage: Eukaryota; Fungi; Ascomycota; Dothideomycetes; Mycosphaerellales; Mycosphaerellaceae
Product: related to E3 ubiquitin ligase
Exons: 1
Coding region: 1-2505 (834 amino acids)
Biological process (GO): protein ubiquitination; rescue of stalled cytosolic ribosome
Molecular function (GO): ubiquitin protein ligase activity; ribosome binding
Source: RefSeq, a predicted model, not a curated record
AUGAGCACCGAGAACCCCACCAUGGAUGGCGGGGCUGCAGUGAUGAGCGAUCAGAACCGGGGCGGGCGCGGAGGUCGCGGUAGGGAAGCGCGGGGUGGUAGAGGUGCAAGAGGUGGAGGAGGUCAUGCAGAGGGUUCACACCAGGGAAUGCCCAACGAGCGCGGCAUACAGACGUAUGGCGAUUCAAAUGGGGAUGGCCUGACUAGAGGGAGGGGACGAGGUCGAGGUCGGGGAGGUGGUGCAGGGCGAGGACGUGGAAAUCGAGACCGUGCUGGAAGUCAUAGUCAGCUGGCAGCAGCUGGUAGCCACCCAGAUCGGACGACAGUAUUGCCGCCACCGCAACCUGGAGGAGAGGGCGUCUCUGGUGCUCGCCUGACCAGAGACGCCGCCGGGAUCCAAGGCGAGAGUGGUGGUGUGGAUGGCGGCCAGGAUGGUGACGAUGUGGAGGCCGAGGUGUGCUUCAUCUGCGCAUCUCCCGUCUCUCACAACAGCGUUGCGCCCUGUAACCACCGCACCUGCCACAUUUGUGCCCUCAGACUGCGUGCCUUGUACAAGACGAAAGCUUGUGCACACUGCAGAGCUGARGCUGCAAAUGUCAUCUUCACCGACGAUGCGGAGAAGCGAUACGAAGACUUCAAACCCUCAGACUUUGACCAGCAAGACAAGAACUUGGGUAUCAGCUAUGAGAAGCCAGAGAUUUUCGAGGAUACAGUCCUGCUGCUCCGCUACAACUGUCCAGACCAGGACUGUGAUGUGGCAUGCUUGGGCUGGCCCGACUUGCAUAGACACGUGCGGUCCCUUCACCAGAAGGUCAUGUGUGAUUUGUGCACACGGAAUAAGAAAGUAUUCACCCACGAGCACGAACUGUUCACGCAGCAAGAGUUGAAGAAGCACGAAAAGUUCGGCGACGAUAAUCCAGGCGCCAUUGACCAGAGUGGAUUCAAGGGCCAUCCGGAGUGCGGCUUUUGUCGUAAGCGCUUCUACGGGGACGAUGAGCUCUUUGUGCAUUGCAGAGAGCGUCACGAACGCUGUCAUCUUUGCGAUCGCCGUACUGGCGGCCAGACUCCAGCCUACUUUGUGGACUACAAAGCUCUUGAGCAGCAUUUCACACGAGAUCAUUUCCCAUGCCUAGAUCAAGAAUGCCAGGAGAAGAAAUUCGUCGUGUUCGACUCGCAGAUGGACUUGAAAGCCCAUCAGCUAGAGAGCCAUCCCAACGGAAUGUCCAAAGAUGUAAGACGCGACGCGAGGAGGGUCGACCUGAGCAAUUUCGAUUACCGACCACAGUACGAGGAGCCGCAGCGAGGUGGUGGUAGAGGUGGCCGCCGUGCAGGAAGAGGUCGGGACCCAAACGCAGAGCACACGCCUGCUGUAUCUUCAGGUCAUCUUACCCGUGCUGAGGCUGCAUACCAACGCGAACGCGAAAUUCACAGCGCACAGUCUGUGUCCUCACGCUCUUUUGGUGGCCAACUAAGCGCGGCUCCGGCUGUUCAGAACGUUGCUCGGCCUGCAAAUGCUCAACGUGCAAACAAUUUUGAAGCGCCCCCACCAGCGACUGGUAGUGCCCAGGCGUCGGCCGCGACAUCUCCUCGCAUACCGGCGGAAGCCGCAGCAUUGACACCUCAAGAGCAAGCUCGCCGUGUUCGUCAUGCAGCAGUUACGGAGCGUGCUUCAACACUGCUUCGCAACGAUGCUGGCAAGAUGAACGAAUUUCGCGAACGAGUGUCUGCUUUUCGAAAAGAUGCCGUUUCUGCGGGCGACUUGAUCGAUGCAUUCUUCGCGUUGUUUGAUACCAACUCCGAGGAACUGGGAAAGCUCGUCAAAGAGCUGGCGGAGAUUUUCGAAAUUCCUGCCAAGCGUGACAAUCUCCUUCGAGCUUGGGGCGAUUGGAAGGCCAUCAACGAAGACUACCCCACUCUCCCAGGUCAGGCAGCCGCAAGUGGAAGCUCGAGCGCUGCUGUACUAGGGCACGGCGUGGGGACGUCCAGAGUCCUCAAGCUGAAGAGUUCCACCGCGCAGAGCUCUCGCUCGACUGUCGGUAAGUCUGCCUCAUGGGGAACCGCUUCCGGCUCAGGGGCAGCGAGCUCGAGCAAUCCUUUCCCAUCUCUUCCAGCUCGCAAAGAUGGUGCAGCGCCCAGAGGUACAGUGUCUGGCUCUGGCUGGCUAGCAAUCCGACCUGCUGCCUCUUCUUCGUCGUCAUCACACGCUCCAUCACCUGCAACCAGCUCGCGGCCCUCACCAGCGCCCAGCCGGCAGCAGUCCUCCGUAAGCCUGGCGAAGAACGCUUUCCCAGCUCUACCAGCGGCCAAGAAGCCCACGUCUACCCUUUUCGCUCCUGGCUACACUGGUAGGGGUAUUAUUAGAAACAACACCCACAACCAAACUGCAGCGAAUGCAUGGGGAGGUUCCGCGUCCGAUGCUGCACCACCCGCUGUGGAGGAGAGCGCGCCAAGCAGAGGAAACAAGGGUAAGGGCAAGAAAGGACAAGUCCUGUUCCAAUGGGGUUGA